Metopolophium dirhodum (rose-grain aphid) is the source of this 1531-nucleotide messenger RNA. Its product is annotated as nuclear pore glycoprotein p62-like. Gene Ontology annotation, molecular function: structural constituent of nuclear pore; phospholipid binding. Lineage: Eukaryota; Metazoa; Arthropoda; Insecta; Hemiptera; Aphididae. Gene Ontology annotation, cellular component: nuclear pore central transport channel; nuclear pore. Bases 1 to 1518 code for a protein of 505 amino acids. The record is from RefSeq and is a predicted model, not a curated record. The transcript has 9 exons. Gene Ontology annotation, biological process: protein import into nucleus; RNA export from nucleus.
AUGUUCAACAAGUCGAGUUUCAAUUUUGGGACACCCAAAACCACAAAUCAGACUUCAGUGUUGACGAUGACUACACCUGCCAAUACUUUGUGGAGUUCAACUCAAGCUUCGGCUGGUUUCUCCUUAGGAAGUAAUACCCAACCAACUUUCACUGGUUUCUCAUUAGGUGGUACCACACAAGCAUCCACUGGUUUUUCAUUAGAUAAAACCACACAAGCAUCACCUGGCUUUUCGUUUGGUGUUACAAACCAACCCUCUACUGCCUUUUCACUGGGAAAAACUUCAGCAUCUACUGGAUUCUUAUUAGGUACAACUCGAGUAUCUAAUGCUGUCUCAUUGGGCAGAAAUCAAACAUCAACUGUUUUCUCUUUGGGUGCAACUCCAACUUUUUCUACUGGUUACUCAUUAGCUAGUACCACCCAAGCAUCCACUGGUUUUUCAUUAGGUGGUACCACACAAGUAUCUACUGGCUUUUCAUUAGGAACAACUUCAGCAUCUACUGGAUUCUCAUUAGGUACAACUCAAGCACCUAAUACUAUCUCAUUGGGCAGAUAUCAAACAUCAACUGCUUUCUCUUUGGGUGCAACUCCAACUGUUUCUACUGGUUUCUCAUUAGCUAGUACCACCCAAGCAUCCACUAGUUUUUCAUUAGCUGGUACCACUCAAGCAUCUACUGGUUUGUCAAUGGGCGCCAAACAAGCAUCUACUGGGUUCUCAUUAGCCACAACUAAAGUAUCAACAGGUUUCUCUUUGGGUAAGUCGUCAGCAGUUCCUACUGGUUUCUUAUCAGGCACAACAAGCACUCCUGGAUUUUCAUUGAGCUCUUCCGGAAAAACUACAGCCCAAGCUACUACAAUACAAACUAUUCCAGCAAUUACUACAAAAGCUCCACCUGUUACAUCUCAAUUAGAUAGUCAAUCCAGUGCAGUUCAACAGACAAAUUUCCAACAGCUUAUUGAUUUAAUUAACAACUGGACUGUCAGUUUAGAAAAUCAAGAAAAACAAUUUAUUAAGCAAGCAAAUGAAAUAACCGUUUGGGAUAAUAUAUUAACAAAUCAAUCUGCUAAAUUGGUAAAAAUGUAUGAUAUUCUGGAGCAAAAAGAAAAGGAACAAGUGGAUAUUGAAAAUGAACUUGACUUCUUGUUAUCCCAACAAAAGGAACUUGAAGAUUGUUUAAUUCCAAUAGAACAAGAAUUACAAUCUUGUGAAGUAUUAAGUAGCUUGAAUAAUGAAAGAGAACCAAUAUAUAAAGCUGCUCAAGAAAUCGAUAGCCAAGUAAAACUACUGUCAGGGGAUAUAAAAGAAAUAGUAAACAGUUUAAAUAGAGCCAACUCGAAAAAAGAUUCUGAUGAUGAUCUGAAUUCAAUUUGUCGAAUAUUGAACUGUCAUAUGACAGCAUUACAGUACAUAGAACACAAUGCAGAAAAUUUAAGUUCAAUGGUAUCUGAAAUGAAUGAAGAGCAUUCUCGUUUCUUUACAGCUGUUAAUGAUAACUCUUUGUCUUCCUUCAGGAAAUAAAUAAUAUUAUGAA